Messenger RNA from Bombus pascuorum, 688 nucleotides. RefSeq names its product cytochrome c oxidase assembly factor 3, mitochondrial (gene Ccdc56). Lineage: Eukaryota; Metazoa; Arthropoda; Insecta; Hymenoptera; Apidae. The transcript has 3 exons. Gene Ontology annotation, biological process: mitochondrial respiratory chain complex IV assembly. Gene Ontology annotation, cellular component: mitochondrial inner membrane. The coding region runs from base 182 to 484 and encodes 100 amino acids. The record is from RefSeq and is a predicted model, not a curated record.
UGUUUAAACUAAAAAAAACUGUAUUAUAUCAUAACUUUUACAAAGUUUCCACAAAAGAAAUUACAUAUAAGAUAUUUUGUUAUUAAUUAAGGUGAAAGUUCUGCUAUAAUCUUAAACAGAAACGCGAAAAUAAUAAACACAGUAGUUUGAUUGCUUAUCAAGAAAAGGAGAAAUUUAUACAAUGCAAUCUGGUGAGAAAGAUAGUGAUUUAAUGCCAAAAUUAGAUCUUGUAAGGGAUAAAAAUAAAUUAAAAUAUAGUGAUAUAAUAUAUAUGAAACAAGCAGAAGAAGCAGCUAUUCAAAGAGCAUCCCAAUAUACAAAAAGACGUAACAAGUGUGCGAUAGCAGGUUUUGCUCUAGCUGGUUUAUCUUUAGGAAUUUAUCUAUAUACCAUAUAUGCUGUAAAACAGGAAACAUUUUUGAAUGAUCUAUAUGAACCUGAAAAAAUAAUUGAAAAACCUAGUUCAAAAGCUAACGUCGCUUAAAAUUAUUUGUAUUUGUAUCAUAUGAAACAUUACUCUUAAAUAUUAUCUAAAUACAAAUAAAAAAAAGAACAAUGGCAACUCUAAGGUUACCACCUUUACCAAAUAUGAAAGAUUUGUUAAAAAUGUAUAAAUUGCAUGCAAUGAGACAGCUUUCUCAAAACUUUAUCUUAGAUCAAAAUUUGUCAGAUAAAAUAAUAAGAAAAA